Molecule: messenger RNA, 2948 nt
Organism: Mus musculus (house mouse)
Lineage: Eukaryota; Metazoa; Chordata; Mammalia; Rodentia; Muridae
Gene: Zfp617
Product: zinc finger protein 617
Exons: 4
Coding region: 146-1825 (559 amino acids)
Biological process (GO): regulation of DNA-templated transcription
Cellular component (GO): nucleus
Source: RefSeq, marked validated
GGAAGUUCCUCACCCGCCAUCUUUCUUGCUGGCGCUUCCCUCCUCACAGCUCUCAGCUGAGGAAGUCCAAGUUGCUGAGCCUCCGCGGCCGUGUGAGUGCCUGUUCCGGAGCCUCUGUGGAGCCGCGGCAGGCCUGGGCACAGACAUGGAGUCAGUGACUUUUGAGGAUGUGGCUGUGAACUUCACCCUGGAGGAGUGGACUUUGCUGAAUCCUUCACAGGAAAAUCUUUACAGAGCGGUGAUGAGAGAAACCAUCAGGAACCUGCAUGAUAUAGGACAGAAAUUGGGAGAACAGAACACUGAAAAUGCAUACAAAAAUCCUGGGGGAAAUCUAAGAUACCAAGUGGUAGAGAAGCUUUGUGAGUAUGAAGAAGAUAGUCAAUGGGAAGAAAUCUUCAGUGAGAUUCCAGAUCCUGUGGUGAGCCAGAAAACUGGAGAAAAGCCCUGUGAAAGCCAUGUGUAUGGAGAAGAUAUCACUGGUCAUUCAUCUCUAAAUGUGUCCCUCAGAGGUCAGACUAGAUGCAAAACACAUGAGUAUAAAGAACACGGAGAGAAGCCAUGUAAAUGUAAAGACAGUGGAGUGGCUUUUGGUUCUCCCCAGAGCUUUCUGAAGCAUGAACAAAUUUACACACAAGAGAAACCCUAUGCCUGUAAACAGUGUGACAAAGCCUUUAAGUAUCUCAGUUCUCUUCAAAAUCAUAAAAGGAUCCAUAAUAGAGAAAGAAACCAUGCGUGUAAACAAUGUGGGAAAUCUUUUAAGAGACAGAGUAAUGUUCAAGCCCAUGAGAGAAAUCACACUGGAGAGAAACCCUAUGUGUGUAAGCACUGUGGGAAAGCCUAUACUUCCUACAGUACCCUUCGAGCACAUGAAAGAAGUCACACAGGAGAGAAACCCUAUGUGUGUAAGCAUUGUGGGAAAGCCUAUACUUCCUACAGUACCCUUCGAGCACAUGAAAGAAGUCACACAGGAGAGAAACCCUAUGUGUGUAAGCAUUGUGGGAAAGCCUAUACUACCUACAAUACCCUUCGAGCACAUGAAAGAAGUCACACAGGAGAGAAACCCUAUGUGUGUAAGCAUUGUGGGAAAGCCUAUACUUCCUACAGUACCCUUCGAGCACAUGAAAGAAGUCACACAGGAGAGAAACCCUAUGUGUGUAAGCAUUGUGGGAAAGCAUUCACUCAAUCUAGCUACCUUCGAAUACAUAAAAGAACUCACACAGGAGAGAAACCCUACAUCUGUAAGCAAUGUGGGAAAGCCUUUGCUCGUUCUAGCCACCUGCAAAUACAUAAAAGAAGUCAUACAGGAGAAAAACCCUAUGUAUGUAAGCAGUGUGGGAAAGCCUUUGCUCAAUCCAGUUACCUUCACAUACAUCAAAGAAGUCACACUGGAGAGAAACCUUACGUAUGUAAGCAGUGUGGGAAAGCCUUCACUCGUUCUAGCCACCUGCAAAUACAUAAAAUAACUCAUACUGGAGAGAAACCCUACUCAUGUAAGCUUUGUGGGAAAGCCUUUACUCAUUCUAAUUACCUUCAGAUACAUAAAAGAAUUCACACAGGAGAAAAACCUUAUGUGUGUAAGGAGUGUGGGAAAGCCUUUGCUCGUUCCACUUCCCUUCACAUACAUGAAGGAACUCACAGUGGAGAGAAACCUUAUGUAUGCAAGCAAUGUGGGAAAGCCUUCACUUUGUCCAGUUCUCUUCGAAGGCAUGAUGUAGUUCAUUCAGAAGAGAAACCCUAUAUUUGUAAGUGUUGUGGGAAAACCUUUGGUUGUUACAGUAGCGUUCAGAAACAUGAAAAGACUCAUAGAGAAAACAGACUCUGUUAGUGUAAUAAAUAUGGGGAAACUUAGUUGCUCUGAUUCUUUUCAAAUACAUGACAUAGCUGACACUGGAAAGAAACCCAAGGUUUGUAUCCAUUAUGGGAUGCUUUCAUUGACCUUAGUUCUUUUUAAUACCAUGGAAGGAUUCACACUGGAGAAAAACUUCUGGAUAUAAUACAGAAAAAUGUUCAUUUAUUCCGCUUCUUUAACAAACAUGGAAAAACUUACACUGGAGAGAAAUCCUAAAUAUAAAAUGUGGAAACCCUUCAUUAUCACUUGACCGUCUAAAAUUCAUGAAAAUGUGUAAUCCAUAGCAUGAAGAAGUAUUUUCGAUCCAUUUGCAAAUGCAAGAUAACAGUAUGGAAGCCGGGCGUGGUGGCGCACGCCUUUAAUCCCAGCACUUGGGAGGCAGAGGCAGGCGGAUUUCUGAGUUCGAGGCCAGCCUGGUCCACAAAGUGAGUUCCAGGACAGCCAGGACUAUACAGAGAAACCCUGUCUUAAAAAAAAAAAAAAAAAAAGAUAACAGUAUGGAGAGAAAACCCUUGAAUAAAAAUGAUACACUAAGAAUAGGCUCUUCAGACGGCCCACAUGCAACAAUGCACAUGGAAUCGGAAGAUUGAGUAUGAAAAACACAGCAGUUUUCUGUUUUCCUGUGUGCGAUGGCAUAUACCUAUAAUUCCAGUACUUGGGAAGUGUAAAACUAAAGAUCAAGAGUUUUGAGUUCUGGGCUGUGUUGUCUACCUGAUAAAAGAAAUUUUUGUGUGUUAUUUUUCUUUAUUCUUAAUAAUUUCAAUCGUAUAUACAAUGAGUUAUGAGCAUAUUAUUCCAUUUUCUCCAGCCCAUUAAAUCCAGUUACUGCUGCUCAUGUGUACAUGAGCAUAGCUACUUCCUCAGAAGCUGUCAACUGUCAAUAACUCCUCAGUAAGGGGUGAAGGUUCAAGAUCAUCUACCCCAUUAAUGCUAGAAUUUUGGCUGUCUUAACCAAAUGUAGGUAAUCACAAAUACUACAAAGUCAUGGAUAUAAUAGCCAUAUAGUGAACAAAAGACUGCAUUUCACACUACCCCCAUCUGACUUGUAUUCUUUCUACCUCCUAGAAAAUUGUUUUAAUAAAGUUUGAUUUUUCUCUUG